Molecule: messenger RNA, 426 nt
Organism: Enterobius vermicularis (human pinworm)
Lineage: Eukaryota; Metazoa; Nematoda; Chromadorea; Rhabditida; Oxyuridae
Source: the annotation of a GenBank genome assembly
AAAGUUAAACCAGGAGACUCGCUAAAUAAAAUUGCUCUACAGUUCUCUGUUCCGGUCUCUGAAAUCAAGCGGGCCAACGGAAUUGUAGGUGAUCAAGAAAUAUUUGCCUUACCGUCAGUAAAAAUACCAAUUAGUAGGUUAAGAAAAGAACUGGAUUUGGAGCAUGAGAGAGAGCUUUUAAAGAACGAUAGCCCUGUCACGGAAAGCGACUUAUUUAAGAAGGCAGAUGAGUCUGUUUCGCAAGUUAGGGACAAUUUACCAAAUCAAUCAGGUUUGGAGGGAGCUUUUCAUUUUGUGGAUGCCGGCUCACCAGAUAGUGCUCACAAGGUUAUUGUUUUAGUCUUGACGUUGUUCAUUUUAAUUCCGCUGUUAUUAACGUACUUCGAAGAGCAUCAGGAACUGGUAAACGCUACUACUGGUCACUAA